AUGACAUCUAAACUAGAUCAUCCUCCAACCUAUGAAGACGCUCUACAGCAGCCCAAGAAUGGAAACGAACCGGACCAGCUGCAACAUGGCUCAGCUUAUCCACCGCCUCCAUCGUACAGUCCCGGUCCUGGCAUGUACCCCGGCCCCCCUGGCUACUGGGCCCAGCCCGGCAUGUGGGCAGCCCCUGGCUCUGGGAUGCCCAGCACAAUACCCACUCUGUCUGCCGGGGUGCCUGCAACAAACCCUGGAGACAUGGAUGGUUUUCUGAACACGCAGUGGGAGAGCACAUCCGUUCGGCAUGGUUUCAUCAGAAAGGUUUAUUUAAUCUUAGCAGCUCAGCUCACUGUCACCUUUUCCGUUGUUGCAGUCUUUACAUUUGUUGAUCCAGUGAAGAUGUUUGUUAUCAGGUAUCCUGGCAUCUACUGGGCAUCUCUUGUGGUUUAUUUUAUGGUUUACUGCAUUCUUAUUUGCUGCAAAGAGCCAAGGAGGCGUUUUCCAUGGAAUCUUGUACUGCUGGGAGUAUUUACUGUUGCCCUGUCUUACAUGUCGGGAACAAUUUCAAGUUAUUAUGAAACCAAAGCUGUCUUUCUUGCCAUGGGAAUAACAGCAUUAGUUUGUAUCACUGUCACAGUCUUCUGCUUCCAAACCAAGGUUGACUUCACUUCCUGCGGGGGGUUUCUCUGUAUUGCUGCCAUUUUGCUCAUGAUCAUUGGGAUUGUGACAGCCGUCGUGCUCUCCUUCCAAUAUGUGCCUUGGCUCCAUAUGCUCUAUGCUGCCAUCGGAGCCAUCGUUUACACCCUGUUUUUAGUAUACAACACACAGCUUCUCAUUGGAAACCGGGAGUUGGCGAUAAGCCCCGAAGAGUACGUCUAUGGAGCGCUGUCUCUCUACAUUGACAUUGUUCACAUUUUCCUCUUCAUCCUCCAAAUAAGUGGCGCUGCUACCGAAUAAGCUCACGGAGAGAGAGAGGAACCUUUUCUCCUGGGAUCAUGUCAGCCCAAACGGCUGACAUGAUUCAGUGUUUAUUGUAAAGUAUGUUCCAUUGCCAGCUUUAAAUGUGAUGUGAUUCUUGCUAAAAAUAUAUAUUUUGCUGUUAACACUUACGCACUUUGGGUUGUUGUUGUGCUGGAUAUGAAAAGGCAUGGCAGGAAAUUGCCUGAGCAAAACUUUAAAUCCCUCGUUUAUGGCGGUUUAUUAGUUUCAGUUUCAGUUUUGUGCUAAAUUUAUUUCCACGAAGUAGGAUUCCUUUAAUUAAUCCUUUUAUUUAUAGAAUUUGUUUGUAGUUAGAGCAUAGAAAACCUGUUACCACCUUUUAAAUAGUUUUUAACAUUACACUGUGUUCCGUAUUAUUAUGCAAAUAAG
This is a messenger RNA of Dunckerocampus dactyliophorus (ringed pipefish), 1362 nucleotides long. Its product is annotated as protein lifeguard 3-like. The coding region runs from base 1 to 951 and encodes 316 amino acids. Gene Ontology annotation, cellular component: Golgi apparatus; membrane; endoplasmic reticulum. Lineage: Eukaryota; Metazoa; Chordata; Actinopteri; Syngnathiformes; Syngnathidae. The transcript is spliced from 11 exons. The record is from RefSeq and is a predicted model, not a curated record. Gene Ontology annotation, biological process: negative regulation of apoptotic signaling pathway.